AUGGCUGACGGCAAUGACAGGAAGAUUCGACGAAAGCUCGUCAUUGUCGGAGACGGUGCUUGUGGUAAAACUUGCUUGUUGAUUGUCUUUUCAAAGGGUACUUUUCCAGAGUGA
This is a messenger RNA of Synchytrium microbalum, 114 nucleotides long. RefSeq lists its product as uncharacterized. The transcript has 2 exons. NCBI's taxonomy places the organism in Eukaryota, Fungi, Chytridiomycota, Chytridiomycetes, Synchytriales, Synchytriaceae. The record is from RefSeq and is a predicted model, not a curated record. Bases 1 to 114 code for a protein of 37 amino acids. Gene Ontology annotation, molecular function: GTP binding; GTPase activity.